AUGGACAGAGAGUGUGUGUCAGUCCUGCCCCGGGUGUGUGAGGUGCUGGCGGCCUCAGGAAGCUCUCUGCCCGAUGACACCAGCCUGGAAAAACUGCUGGACUGGUUCUCAGCUCAGACCAAGGCUGGCAUAGAUCUGCUGGAGGCCUGUCCCUGUCUGCUGGAGUUCAUAUCCACUGUGGUGUCCAACGACACCGCCUCUGACCCCGGCAUCCUGUCCUUCACGCUGAAACUCACCGGCUUAUUGGCCUCCACUGAGGACGGCUUUAAAGUUCUUCAGGGCUCGGUCUUGGACCUGGUCUUUGGCUCUCUUCGCUGGCAGGAAGCAGGACUCUGGGAGGAUCCAUGUUUCAGGAUCGGUUGGAUCCAGGGCUUGAGGACAAUGCUGCAGCACUCAAAGGCUUUCAGUUUCUUUGUUCAAGCAGACUUCACUGAACCUCUCCUCCAGCUUCAGACAGACACAAGCCUGUUUGUUGCUUCAGCUGCCAAUCAAAUGCUCGCUCACGUGCUGCUCUUCUGUCAGUCUGUCUCGCCGCCUGUGGGAUGUCACGACACACACCAACAAACUGGCUCGAAACUCUUAACCAUCCCCGUGGAAGCCGACCAGAAGUACAGCACCGUUGUCACGGAUGUUUGCGAGUACCUAAAGAGGUCGCUGGUUCCCAAAGAUACGUCCCAGCUUCAUCGGAGUCGACAGGUUCUCAAACUGCUGGCCCUGCUCUUGACCCAGGCUGGGCCUCCUCUGAAGGACAGACUGCUGCUGGCUGUCUCAGACAUUUUGGAGGAACUGGUGACGACAAACUACAGUCAACUCACGCUGCCUCUGAUGGACGUCAUUUUGGCUGCACACAGCAGCUGUGGAAGUGGCGAACACGUUCCAGACAAACGCGUCGCUUGUCUUCUGUCCUCCAUGUUGAACGUGAGGAAACCUGCUGAUCUCGUUCACGCCGCAGCAGCUUUCCUCCGCAGUGGCCAUCGCGAUCGUGAGCACCGAGCUCAGUGCGCAGGAGUCCUGCUGUUGCCUCUUGACGUCAUAACCGGCUUCACUUUGCUGAGGACAAACAGCACAGCGGAUCAGCUCCGGUUUUCAGUCAUGGAGCAGCUCAAGAGUAAAACCUCCUGUGUCUCCAUGAUUUGUGUCAGUCUAACAAAUCUACCACAGGUAACACGCACAGGAGAGCAAGAAGAGCUAGAUUUCCAAGCCUCUUAUUUUUCUCCCUCCCCCCCUCAGGCUCCUGACUGCCUCCCCUGUUCUCCGGAUGAAAUAGUUGCGGCGGUUUUGUCCUUACUGAAGCUGUGCAGCGGGGACUUCUCUCCCUCGUCUUCUGGCUGUGCUCAAGUGUUCAGGAGUGUCACCGGCAGCGGCAGAGUCCAGAAGUGUGCUCUAGAUGCUCUGUCAGCUCUCAGCAGCAGCUCAGGAAUACGUGUCAUGCUGGUUGAGGUGUUCACACUUCUGAUCCAGUAUCUGAACAGUCCUGCUUCUGAUCCCACAGUGAUUCAGAAGUCGUACCAGGUUCUAAUAAAAUGGAUCAGUGUUUGUUCAAACCUCUCUGAUGUAACAGACCAGAUCAGAACAGAUCUCCUUCAGGUGGUGAGGAAGCGUGUGUGUGACGUGCGUUGGGAGGUGAGAGACUCGACCGUGGAGUUUCUGGGACACCUCGCCGCGGUGGGCGCCUCUCAGACGUCAGCCUAUCAGGAGGCAUGUGAGUUUCUGCUGGGCGGCCGCUGCGUUACCGUUCCUCUCCUCCAGGAGGCGCUGCAGGACCCUGAGAGUUACGUGAGAGCCAGCUCCGUCUCUGCUCUGGCGCUGACUCUGGCUCACAGCUGGCACCGGGGCGCAGGGCUCGCCCGAGAGGAGGCUGACAUCGUGACCCGGCUGCUUGAGAUUCUCUCCCAGGACACAGAGGGGUUUUCCAGGAGGGCAGUUGUUCAAUUCUUCAUCGCCUGGUUCUCCUCGUGCUCCUCGCCAUCCUCCUGCUCGCUCCUCGCGCAGUCCGUCCCCGCCGUCCUUUCGCGGGGCAUGGCGGACCUGGACUGGGAGGUCAAAGUUCACACGCUGGAGCUGGCUGAGCUACUGCUGAACCGAGCCUCAGAAAGUCGUCGCCACCCCUACGCCGUGACGUCAAACUGCAGUUUUGAACGUCCCUCGCACACCGAGAUGCACACUCAAACUGAGCAGUCCGACUCGGUCACCAUGUUGAACAGUUUGGUGGAUCAGGGAGUUUUCUCAUCCCUGUUGAGUGGCCUGGUUGACUGUGACAGACCCGUUGGACUCAAGGCCUGUCAGCUGCUGAUAAGACUCAGAGACACAGUUUGUCCUCUGUUGCUAGGAGACCAGGAUGCAUGUGAUGCCCUGCUAACAGACAGCAGAGCGUCCUGUGAACUGCCAGGCUGUGGUUGGGCCCGGGAGGUGAGAAGAAUGCUGAGAACCACCGCCGCUAUGAGCAGCUGUGACGGUGCUGAUGGGCCCAGUUCUGAAGACUGCUGUGAGAAGGAGGAGGAAGAUGACACUGUGCGGGUCGAGGUGUGCAAGGCGUUGAGGCGUCUGGGGUUAGACGAGAGGCUGGCCGUACUGACUCAAAGCAGCGACCACGUUCACAACUCUCCCCUCUCCUUGCUGCAGGACAUACUGACUGCAAGCAGAACCAACACUCAUCUGGACUCACAGGAGGUCAUAGUGGACUGUUACUGACACACACACACAAACAGCGAGGCGUUCAGAGUGAUGGGUGUGAAA
Molecule: messenger RNA, 2736 nt
Organism: Nematolebias whitei (Rio pearlfish)
Lineage: Eukaryota; Metazoa; Chordata; Actinopteri; Cyprinodontiformes; Rivulidae
Gene: brat1
Product: BRCA1-associated ATM activator 1
Exons: 11
Coding region: 1-2691 (896 amino acids)
Biological process (GO): DNA damage response; positive regulation of protein phosphorylation; cell population proliferation
Cellular component (GO): nucleus
Source: RefSeq, a predicted model, not a curated record